AGUAUUAAUUAAUCUGAACGCGACUUAUUGGAUGGAAUCCAUUUUCCUUGGUGUUGUUGUGACAUUUUGCUUUGCUCUUGUCCUUAAAAAAGCGAAAUACUAGUGAAUAAAAUUGUAUUCAUCCUAAGAAAAUCAGGGAUAUAAAUGUGUUAUGAUUCAUCUUAAAACUACAAAUACAUCCUAGGAGAGAACUGUGUAACAUUAUAUACGUAUUCACGAUGGGUUGAAAUUGUGACUGUUGUCGGCAUAAAUACAUUAUUUUAAUUUCAAAACUGCUCACACUCUUAGAAAUAAGAAUAUUUAACGCAUACUGUCACGAUGGAGCUCGAUGUAUCUCCUGCAAAUGUAGAGGAGAACGAUAUGGAAUUCUCUGACAAUUCGUCAGAGAGUAAAUACUUAUCCUGUAAUAUCAGUGAGCAAUAUUCCGUCGUACGCAUUCCAGAAGAUGGUGAGCCACCAGAACCAAAAUCGAGCAAACACUCAUCGCGGAAACAGUCAAAACGAAGAAAAAAGAGUUCAAAUCAUUCAAGGCCUCUACCAAGGAUUAUAGUGAAGCCUUUACCACCUCCUCCACCACCAGAGGCCAGGGAAUGGACAGCAGCUACGACUUACACGGAGACAAAUACUAGUUCUAGUAAAUUAUCUACUAUGCGCGAGGUACUUGCCAGUAUACCAGGAUUUUGUCUCAAGCCUCGCAAACGAAGUGGAAAGAAAUUAUCCACUGCUGCACAGUUGCAACAAACUAGAGAAGGCUGCAUAGAUUUAGAGACCCCUGAUUCAAUAUUAGUUAACACUAACAUUAGAGCACUACUUAACAAACAUACAUUCUCAUUACUUCCGCCUCUGUACCAGUACAAGCUUGGACAGCUGCUUCCAAGUGUGGAUCGCCCGAGUCCUUCUGGUCGCCUAAGUUCUUCUAGUCUAAAUAACGAAUUUUUUGCCCGAGCCUGUCUAGAGUGGCAGGAGAGUCUCUCGGGUGGUGAAUUUACUCCAGAAAAUCAGCAGAAAAUAAAGUCAGAAGUAGAAAAAGAAAAAAGCAAAAUUGACCCAUGGAAGUUAAAACAUUUUGAACCAUUUUGGGGAGAAAAAUUUAGAAGAGAGAAAUCUUCCCUGAGUUUAAAUUCAGAAAGGCCUUCAUUAAAGACAACUAUUAAAUUGAGACCCACAGCAUCCAUUACAAGUACUAGUACUGUUCCAAAGAUUAAGAAAAGUAAAUCAUCCAGUAAUAGUAAACGAUUAAGGAAUGUGGGGGCAGUCACCCGGUCAUCUGCCAAAGCAGACGAAGUGGUGGAAGAACCUGCCAAUGCAAAGUCAUCAGCACCAGUCCCAGAUUUACUCCCUUUAAAACAUGCCAAGUCUCAAAGAGGCUAUGUGGAAUGUCAAGUUGACUUUAAUUUUUCUGACUCCUCAUCAGCGCCUAGGUUGGAUGACUCUGUUCCUUCCACACCUGUGGAUCCUCUGUUGCUACCAGAUGCAGAAGCAGAAAAAAGUGAAGUUAAGCAAGAGUUGGACCCCAAUAUUGAAACAGUUGAAGACUCAAGUGCAUCUAAAGAAAAUGAAACAAAUAAAACAGAUACAGAAGCUUUCUUUUCUGAAACUGCUAAGAGACUGAGUGAUGACAAUGACAAUGAAAACUGUAGUAUACCAAAAAGAAUCAGGUAUGAUGAUGAAGAAGUAUUUAACUAUUUGGGUUUUUUAACACAAAAUGUUGAAGAGUCAAGGAGCAAUAACUGUUCUGAUGGUGAAACAAAUGAUCCCAAUGAUCAGAUUUGUCCAAGUGAUGAACAGACAUAUCCGGAACAAGACCAGGUGGACACAAACAGUGAAGACAGCAAGGCAACUGCUUCAGGCUAUGAAUAUGAUGAAAGAAGUGUAUCUUCAUUAUCAAGUUUGAAAAUUGACAACAAUGUUAGUAACAUUGGAACAAGUGAAGAAGUAAAUGACACUAAUGAUACUCUACAAUGUGAGAAUUCAGUCACAGAAAUGGUGGAGAGCCCUUGUAAUGUUAAGGAAGAAACUAAAGACUCCCCAGCUCCUGUUUCACCUCAAGCAUUCAUACCUGAACAGUUUUCUAGAGAAGAUAAAAAUGUUUCUAGUUUUGACAUGUCUUCACCACAAGACACUGCAACUGAAGAUGUGAAGAUAGAAUCAUAUCACAAUCCUGACCAAGAAAUAAACAGUCAAAAUGUUCCAGUUCAUGAACAACCUAAUGAAAAAGAGAAUGAGGAUAGUUGUGAUAAAUUUGAAAAAAUAAGAUCAACUGAAAAUAUUGUACAUAAUUACUAUGAUGAACAUUUUAAAGAUGCGGAGUCCUUUAUAUUGGAGACCGGAGGGCUCUCAAUCCUGACUUCUCAAUGUGAAGAUGUAAAAUAUGCAUCACAUCCCAAUUUAAUGGAGUUAUCAUCUUACAUGAGUGAGACAAAUGUUACUGCUGUUGUGACAAUGCCUAUGCCUCAAAAUUCAUCAAUCCCUAUUAUGGAAGUAACCAACACAUCUAUGGUAUCAUAUCCCGAUGACAGCAUGCAGGACCCAGCCAAACCAAAAACUUCAGCAGUAUCAUGGAAAACAGAGAACAAUUUAACAAAUGAUGUUAUUGCCUUACACAAUUUCUCAAACGCAAACAUAGAAAAUUCAAAAUAUCUCUGUGAAGAUUCGAAAACAAGCAUGGAGGAUACGAAUAUGAAUGAAGACAAUUGUAUGUAUAAAGAAGAUAGGGAUGCAAAUUUUAACAUGGAGUCAUCAAAUUCAUCAGAAAGCUGUCAGUCAAUGAAAGAUGCUUCAGUUAAGACAGACAGUGAACCUGCAACUAGUCUAGUUUCUAGUACAACUGCUGCAAACCCACCUGUGAGCUCAACUACUAUGACUAACAUUGUGAGGCCAUCGGGGAAGAAGUCAAAAUCGGGAAAGGAAUCAAACAGAAGCCGCAGCUCCAACAAAGUGCCCCCCGGCGCCGUGAACCUGGAGCGCAGCUACCAGAUCUGCCAGGCCGUGAUCCAGAACAGCCCCAACCGCGACGCGCUGCGCGGCCAGCUGCGCCCGCCGCCCGCGCUGCUCACGCGCGCCCCCGCGCCGCCCGCCCGCCCCCGCCCCCGCCGCCGCCCCCACCCCCGCCGCCCGUCCUGCUCCGGCAGCUGCCCGUCUCUGUCGUGCCGCACAAUGAGAUGAAUGAUAACAGAGCCAACAACAUGGGACAAUACAUUCUCGUCCAGCGGACUCCUAACGUCGCACCAAGGGCAUCUAGUGCUCCGCCUGCAAAUCAAAAUACUAAUGUGAGCGUGACGCGGUGCCGCAGCGUGGGCG
Messenger RNA from Leguminivora glycinivorella, 3300 nucleotides. It is a transcript of the gene Asx, whose product is annotated as polycomb protein Asx. The record is from RefSeq and is a predicted model, not a curated record. Gene Ontology annotation, biological process: animal organ morphogenesis; positive regulation of transcription by RNA polymerase II. NCBI's taxonomy places the organism in Eukaryota, Metazoa, Arthropoda, Insecta, Lepidoptera, Tortricidae. The transcript is spliced from 7 exons. Gene Ontology annotation, molecular function: chromatin binding. Bases 319 to 3165 code for a protein of 948 amino acids. Gene Ontology annotation, cellular component: PR-DUB complex.